Molecule: messenger RNA, 1171 nt
Organism: Lotus japonicus
Lineage: Eukaryota; Viridiplantae; Streptophyta; Magnoliopsida; Fabales; Fabaceae
Product: probable prolyl 4-hydroxylase 4
Exons: 7
Coding region: 97-990 (297 amino acids)
Biological process (GO): peptidyl-proline hydroxylation to 4-hydroxy-L-proline
Cellular component (GO): endoplasmic reticulum
Molecular function (GO): procollagen-proline 4-dioxygenase activity; L-ascorbic acid binding; iron ion binding
Source: RefSeq, a predicted model, not a curated record
CAAAAACUACCCCCUCCCGCUUGGUGGAAUUUUGAAGGAGAGAAAAUCAGGGAAAGAAGAGAGAGAAUUUUCCGGGAAAAUCGUGAAUCGAGAAUUAUGAGCAGCCUCUGGUUUCUGCUAUUCCUGCCCCUGAUCUUCCAUUGGAACGAAGUUUCCAGCUCCUACGCAGGUUCCGCAAGUUCCAUCAUCAACCCUUCAAAGGUCAAACAGGUUUCAUGGAAGCCAAGAGCUUUCGUUUAUGAAGGUUUCCUUACUGGCUUGGAAUGCGAUCACUUGAUCUCCUUAGCGAAAUCGGAAUUGAAGAGAUCUGCGGUUGCUGAUAAUCUCUCUGGUGAUAGCAAGUUGAGUGAAGUUCGAACUAGCUCUGGAAUGUUCAUUUCCAAGAAAAAGGAUCCUAUUGUUGCUGGUAUUGAGGACAAGAUUUCAGCAUGGACAUUCCUUCCAAAAGAAAAUGGGGAGGACAUGCAAGUAUUGAGAUAUGAGCAUGGGCAGAAAUAUGACCCGCAUUAUGAUUACUUCACUGAUAAAGUUAAUAUAGUACGGGGUGGACAUCGCAUGGCGACUGUCCUCUUGUAUCUCACUAAUGUGACCAGAGGUGGUGAAACCGUAUUCCCUGUUGCAGAGGAACCUCCCCGUCGCAGAGGUUUAGAAACAAACAGUGAUCUUUCUGAGUGUGCCAAAAAAGGAAUAGCAGUGAAACCACGAAGAGGGGAUGCACUUCUGUUCUUCAGUCUUCACACAACUGCUACCCCAGACACUGACAGUCUUCAUGCUGGAUGCCCAGUAAUCGAAGGUGAGAAAUGGUCAGCGACAAAGUGGAUUCAUGUAGAUUCAUUUGAUAAGACGGUCGGUGCUGGAGGUGACUGCUCUGAUCAGCACGAAAGCUGUCAAAGAUGGGCUUCCCUUGGAGAAUGCACUAACAAUCCUGAGUAUAUGGUUGGAUCUUCAGACCUUCCUGGAUCAUGUAGAAGGAGUUGUAAGGCAUGUUAGAAUCUCCACCAAAUGUUUUCCAGAUUCUUCUUGGUAAUGUUAUUUCUGCCACUGAGUUUAAACUUUCAUUUUGCUGGUUUGUAAAGUAAUUCCACUCCAUCGUGAUGCUUAGCUUUUCACUUUUCACAGGGUUAUACUUAUACCCACACAGCCUCACACUUAAAGUGAUGGAAAUUGUUCA